Messenger RNA from Lactuca saligna, 786 nucleotides. Lineage: Eukaryota; Viridiplantae; Streptophyta; Magnoliopsida; Asterales; Asteraceae. The record is from the annotation of a GenBank genome assembly.
AUGGACAAAAGAAUUUCAAAGAAGCAAAAGAAACAUAGGAACUUAAUUAUCAAUGAAGAUUCCAUGGAUGAGGAAGUAGUUCUUGAAUCUCCAUUUGGAAAUGAUAAAGUGGAUUCUUCACCUGUGAGGGGCUCUCCUAUCAACUCGAAUUUCGAGGCGAUUGGGAAUCCUGGUGGAAAUGUGGAAGCUUGUAAAGUCAACACAACCACUAAUCAUGGUGAACAAACGAAGAAUUCUACUCCUGAGAAGACAAUUGUCACACCACUCAGAGAGUCGACUACCAAAUCAAUUUUUAAAGAGGUUCGCACUUCAGGCAUCACUGCGAAAACAUCUAAUAUGGACGCAAAUGUUAGUACGGGUGAAGGAGUAUCGAACAAAGAAGUCCAAGAAGGUCCAAAAACAAUUAGCGAUGAUGAAAUCGAUGAUGGUGAAUUUGUGGGUUCAUUUGUUGAUAUUCAAUUCAAUUCUGAAGAAGAAAAGAUACAUGAUGACAUGUUGAUCUCUGGGAAGCAAUUUCAGAUUCUGAACCGAAAGCUUAAUCCAUUGCUACAAUUACAAGCAGAUGCAGGGGGUAAACAUUCAGUUUCUGGCAUUGAGGUGGAUGUGAUGCUGAAAGCUCAAGAGCAUCGUCUUCAGAAUAAAUUUCAUCAGAUGGACAAAUGCAAUGAUGUACAAAUCAAAGUUGAAUCCGUGUCCUUUAAUGGCGCACUUAAAGAUUUGAAGACGGUUUCAAGGAAACACAUGUUCUUUUUGUUGAAGAUGUUAGGACUGUUUGAGAAGAUGUGA